AUGGAUGAAUCUAAUAAGGAAUUAAUUAAUAAUGUACCACAUUCACGGGCAAAAACGCGACCAUCUGGAAAAUGUACAUUAGCUAGGAAACUUAUUGGAUUGACAGGUUUUGAAGCAUUAUUAGUAUUAUGUCGAGUGAUAUUGGAAACAGAAUCAUUACGUUUACCUCCCGGAAAUACUCAACGCUUAAUUUUAGAAGGUCAAUUAGCUUUAGAAUGUUUAAGUUUAUUUACAUUGACAUUAUUUGUUGUGGAAGUUCCAUUUAAAAUAUGGGCUAUGGGGAUUCGUCAAUGGGGUCGUCAAUUAUUAUUUAUUAUAGAUGGUCUUGUAUGUGCAGUUUGUUUCUCAUUAGAUAUCUAUAAUAUUUAUCGACAUUCUAGUCGACCAUCAAGAGGGAUUACGUCAUCAAAAGUUUUAGAAUUAUGUAAUUAUUUACAUAUUACUUCACAAGCAGAUACAGCUUCAACAUUUGCUGAAAUCUUUGGUCUUAUGAUUGUUUAUAGAUUAUGGUAUAUUAAAAGAUUUAUAAAAAGAUUCAAAGUUAACGCUUGCCUUGUGAUGCAUUUAAAUGAUUUCCGUAAUGUGUGUCCUAUCCACUUCAAACAUCAUUUCCUAUAUAUAUAAUUUGCAAAAAUGAAAUAAUACUGAUCGAGUGGAUACGUUACGUAAUAAUUAUGUGAUAACAUAUCGAUUAUAAAUUGGAAGAAAGAGAAGUAAUCAUGAUCAAAGUAAUUAUUUGAAAAUCAAGCAGUUGCUACGUUGCAUAAUAUAUAGAAGAGAAAGGAGACAGAAUACUUUUUUAUUUUGAGAUCAUAAACCGAUUGAUGUUAGACCACCAUUGAAAACCUGGAAGCACUGGACAUCCGUUUCGUCCCAUUGUGGGACAUCUCAACAGUGCGCAUCCACAAUCCCGACCGCGGAAUUCAAACCCAGGGCCUUCAGUCUCGCGUGCGAACGCUUAACUUUUAAACCAUUGAGUCGGCAUCCAACAGUGUUAAUGUCUAACCUCAACCAGUCCACGAAGUUGCGCGACGAUCUUCCAUUGUAAUGAGGUAGACACCUGUUUCUACCCGACACGGAAUAUUUUAAUGAAUCGUCAGUAAUAUAGUAGCUAUGUAAGAAUCAAGAAAUGAAUGUUGGGAAUAAGUAAAAUACAAAAAAAUACAAAGAAACCACUGAAGAAAUACGAGAAUCGUUUAUCAUAGUUCUGCUACAAACUUCCCUAUUAUACUGAUGGCCAAAGUAACGAGAAUGAUUGUACAAACCUCGUUUAAAUGCAAAGGUUAGGUUUGUGAACAUGGAUUGUAAUAACUUCAGCAAUGUGCAAAAGACUCAC
This is a messenger RNA of Schistosoma mattheei, 1336 nucleotides long. NCBI's taxonomy places the organism in Eukaryota, Metazoa, Platyhelminthes, Trematoda, Strigeidida, Schistosomatidae. The record is from the annotation of a GenBank genome assembly.